AUGGGUGGCUUCAGGAGGGAUGACAGGGGCGGCUUCCUGACCCUUCUGGUCUGGCUUCAGCUUCUUCAGCCUCUGUUCAGUAGUACUUACGGACCCAGGGAGGAUUCCAGAGUGAUGCCCACAAGUCCAGAGGUUCCCGCACGGUGGAACCGCAUGAAACCCCUGAAUAUUUCAGAUCCUUUGCUAACUCCGGUGUCUCCAGACCCCACUGGGACUCCAGGAUCAGGGACUCCUUCACCGACCACAACCGAAGGUGUUAUGGAAUCCAGCAGUAGCUCUCCAGAAGAACCGUUUGCUGCAGAAGCAUGUGGCCGUAGAAUCAUGGAGUUCAGUCACGGAAGGCCAUCUGCCGUGAGGAAGUGGCCAUGGCAGGUGAGCCUGCAGAGCAGAAAUGAGCAUGUCUGCGGAGGGUCCCUCAUCAGCCACCAAUGGGUGCUGACUGCGGCCCACUGCAUUUAUGACCGUGAGGAAUACAAGGUGAUGCUGGGAGACAAUGUGCUGACUUCUGAAUCUGUAAAUCGGACUCUCGUCCCAGUCAAAGACAUCAUUUAUCCUUCCAAUUUUGACUCUCAAACCAUGAAGAGCGACAUUGCUCUUGCUCUGCUGUCCUUUGCUGUGAACUACUCCUCACAUAUCCAGCCUGUGUGCCUUGCUGAGGAGCCCUCCCAAGUGAAGAACGGGACAUGGUGCUGGGUGACCGGCUGGAACCGUGAAAACGAUGCAGUCUUCAUUUCAGCUCUCCUCCAGGAGGCCCGGCAAAACAUUCUUCUCCAGAAGCCUUGUAAUCAGCUGUUCCAGAGUCGGUUAAAUACAUCUAAAAACCUCGUGAUGAAAGGGAUGAUCUGUGGCCAGCAUGACUCAGGACAGAGUCUUUGUUGGGGAGAUUCUGGGAGCCCCCUUGUCUGUGAAUCUGAGAACACUUGGACCCAGGUGGGAAUUGUGAGCUGGGGCAUCAACUGUGACGAAGUCCCUGUCCCCUUGGUUUACACAGACAUCGCUGAAUACGAUGCAUGGAUCCAAGAUAUUCUAAGUCCGGCUUCCUGUACGGACGCCAUGGGAGUCUUGGUCCUGCACCUGUCUCUGGUGCUGCACCUGGCCAUCUUGGUGAUGCUGUGA
Messenger RNA from Arvicola amphibius (Eurasian water vole), 1116 nucleotides. RefSeq names its product putative inactive serine protease 43. Gene Ontology annotation, molecular function: serine-type endopeptidase activity. Lineage: Eukaryota; Metazoa; Chordata; Mammalia; Rodentia; Cricetidae. The record is from RefSeq and is a predicted model, not a curated record. The coding region runs from base 1 to 1116 and encodes 371 amino acids. The transcript has 6 exons. Gene Ontology annotation, biological process: proteolysis.